Molecule: messenger RNA, 576 nt
Organism: Zygosaccharomyces rouxii
Lineage: Eukaryota; Fungi; Ascomycota; Saccharomycetes; Saccharomycetales; Saccharomycetaceae
Gene: ECM1
Product: Ecm1p
Exons: 1
Coding region: 1-576 (191 amino acids)
Biological process (GO): ribosomal large subunit export from nucleus
Cellular component (GO): preribosome, large subunit precursor; nucleolus
Source: RefSeq, a predicted model, not a curated record
AUGGCUAAGAAGAUUUCGAGAAAUUCCAGAGCAGCUCGUCAGGCUGAAGCAUUUGAACCUGAAGCUAAAACCCUUGCAGAGCUUCCACGUCCCGAAAAGACGGAUUUAUCGAAUAUACUUAUAAGAACCACCGCCAAGAAUGAAGCACUACUAGAGGCAAAGAUCAAUAAAAAAUCCAACAAGAGAGUGGAUAAGAAGAGAUCAAAGGAAAAAGCACUCAAAGAUUUAACACAUUUAGACAGGAGCAGAAUGGAAAAGGCAUUAAAUUUCAGCAGUAGAUUAGAUGGUAAAAUUGCAAAAUCUACUUCACGUGCAAAGUAUGUUCAACAUAUAAGGAAAGCCGGCUGGGAUACAACUAAUGAAUUGAUAAGGAAAGAGUUGGCCUCAGCACUAGAGGAAGCUAAGUCUACUAAACCCAAGGAAAACGAUGCCGACCCCGACGCAAUGAAAGAUGAGCCUAGUGAAGAAGAGGAAGAGGGAGUCGAAAUGGAAACUGAAAAUCCUGCAGAAGAAUUGAAACCUCAGGAACAAAGGACCAAUAUGUUUGGUGUUCUUCCUGUGGAUGAUGAGAACUGA